Molecule: messenger RNA, 1901 nt
Organism: Cryptomeria japonica (Japanese cedar)
Lineage: Eukaryota; Viridiplantae; Streptophyta; Pinopsida; Cupressales; Cupressaceae
Product: GDP-mannose 3,5-epimerase 1
Exons: 7
Coding region: 369-1505 (378 amino acids)
Molecular function (GO): NAD binding; GDP-mannose 3,5-epimerase activity
Source: RefSeq, a predicted model, not a curated record
UUCUUCAACAGGCAUUGAGGAUUCUUCUUCAUUCAAGGUCUGUAUCUUGGAUUGUGGUCUCUGCACUUCUGUAGAUUUUUCAUUCAGCACAGUGCUAAUGCUUGAAUUCAACCGUUGGUUAAGACUACAUGCUCACAAGAAAUCAUUGCAUGGUUCUGGGUAUUAUGGUUUGGGCUUCUUUUGGGUCUGUUCAAAGGGAGCUUAUGCAUGAGUCUCUGCAUAUUUUCUCCCUUUCCUUUGUGAGGAUGAGAUUUCCUUGACUGAUAGCAUGUUAUUGUAGAUAUAAGUUACCGAGUCGUGAUUCUCUACGUUUUUAACUUGGAUUCGGAGAGUUGUUCUGCAUCUGCUUUAUCUCGUCGACCAAUAUCAUGGGCAGCGCUGGAACUGAUGGAGUGGCUUAUGGGGCGUACACCUACAAAGAUCUGGAGAGAGAGUUGUACUGGCCUGAUGAAAAGUUGAAGAUUUCUAUCACCGGAGCAGGAGGGUUCAUUGCAUCCCAUAUUGCCAGGAGGUUGAAGACUGAGGGUCACUACAUUAUAGCCUCUGACUGGAAGAGGAAUGAGCACAUGAGCGAGGAUAUGUUCUGCGAUGAAUUCCAUCUGGUGGAUCUCAGAGUUAUGGAUAAUUGUUUGGCUGUUACGAAGGGUGUUGAUCAUGUUUUCAACUUAGCUGCUGAUAUGGGCGGCAUGGGAUUUAUUCAGUCCAAUCACUCUGUUAUCAUGUACAACAACACCAUGAUCAGCUUUAACAUGCUUGAAGCUGCUCGAAUCAAUGGUGUGAAGAGGUUUUUCUAUGCUUCAAGUGCAUGCAUCUACCCAGAGUUUAAGCAAUUGGAGACAAACGUGAGCUUGAAGGAGUCUGAUGCUUGGCCAGCUGAGCCUCAAGAUGCCUAUGGCUUGGAAAAGCUUGCCACUGAAGAAUUAUGCAAACACUACACCAAGGACUUUGGUAUUGAAUGUAGGAUUGGGCGUUUCCACAACAUUUAUGGUCCCUUUGGCACAUGGAAGGGUGGACGUGAGAAAGCACCUGCUGCUUUUUGCAGGAAGACACUAACAUCCACUCAUACAUUUGAGAUGUGGGGUGAUGGCAAGCAAACACGGUCAUUUACAUUCAUUGAUGAAUGUGUUGAGGGUGUAUUGAGGUUGACAAAAUCAGACUUCAGAGAGCCGGUGAAUAUUGGUAGUGAUGAAAUGGUUAGCAUGAAUGAGAUGGCUGAUAUGGUUCUUAGUUUUGAGGACAAAGCAUUACCAAUUCAUCACAUUCCUGGUCCAGAGGGAGUGCGUGGUCGGAAUUCUGACAAUACAUUGAUAAAGGAAAAGCUGGGAUGGGCUCCAACUAUGAGACUGAAGGAUGGCCUUAGGAUCACAUACUUCUGGAUCAAGGAACAAAUUGAGAAGGAAACGGCUCAGGGCAUUGAUCUUUCCAUCUAUGAAUCUUCUAAGGUGGUUGGUACUCAAGCCCCUGUUCAACUUGGUUCCCUUCGUGCUGCUGAUGGCAAGGAGUGACAGAACCUUGAUAUUGAGAAAAAUAAGUAACCUGCUAUUUAUUAUAUAAGCAGUAAUGGAAGGGCAUAGACGGUGGAGGAAGAAGCAGAAGUUUGAGUUGGUAUUCACCUAAUUAUAUGGAGGUGGUCAGGCUUAGAAGCAACUGUACUACUUUUCUUUCUUGUUCAAAUAAGUAAGCACACUUUGGUGUGAUGGUGAUGACCACAUAGUUCCUCUAAUGUUGAAGAUGACAAUAAGCGUUGAUUUGAUGACUUUGACAUGCAAUCAAUCAUGCUUGGCUUAACUAGAAAAUAAUCUCUUGAGAUGUCAAAUAUUAUUCUGAGAAUAUUUGCAUUGUAGCGCCCAUGCUUCCAUUCAAAGUUUUCAUUUAUAAUAUAAGGCUAUUUUACAUUUUAA